Messenger RNA from Ostrinia furnacalis (Asian corn borer), 3405 nucleotides. RefSeq names its product BTB/POZ domain-containing protein KCTD3. The record is from RefSeq and is a predicted model, not a curated record. NCBI's taxonomy places the organism in Eukaryota, Metazoa, Arthropoda, Insecta, Lepidoptera, Crambidae. Gene Ontology annotation, molecular function: protein binding. Bases 111 to 2105 code for a protein of 664 amino acids. Gene Ontology annotation, biological process: protein homooligomerization. The transcript is spliced from 13 exons.
AUAAAUUCGGGCAUUUCGUUUAUUUCCAUUAUUUAUUUAUUAGUCGCAGAAGUAAUUUUUAUAAUAGACUUGUUACUAAAUUAAAGUAGCUUCAAAACAACAACAACAAUAUGUCGAACUAUCAAGAAAUUGUGAACUUGAAUGUCGGUGGUACAAGAUUCUCGACAUCAUGGCACACACUGACUUGGGUACCGGAUACAUUCUUCACAGCGCUGCUGAGUGGGCGAAUACCAACCGUAAGAGAUGAGAAUGGCGCCAUAUUCAUUGAUCGGGAUCCACAGCUAUUUGGCCUAAUUCUAAAUUUCCUGAGGACUAGAGAUAUUGAUCUUGAAAAUGUGAACAUAAGAGCUCUCAGGCACGAAUGUGACUAUUUUGGUAUCACUCCUCUGAGCAGGAGACUGGCCUUGUGCGAUGAAAUGAAUCAUUCUUCCUGUGGUGAUGUACUUUUCUAUGGGUAUCUACCACCUCCAUUAAGCACAGCUCCACCUAGUAACAGUAAUGGAAGAAGCAAUGGUUGUUCCCGGAAAAACUCUACGGCUUCCAGCUCAGAUGUGUCGGCAAACAGAACUCACUCCAGGAACUCCUCACUGGAUCUACGCACAGUUGGCAGGAUACCCUCACAAGAUCAGAUCAGCCGCUGUGGUAGAGGACAUUCUAGGGCAGCUUCUCUUGGUAACGCAGAUUGUCACAAAGGACUUCGUCCUCCAGAGGUAAAUACCUGGUCAGACAGCAUGAAGGUUCAAAUAAUAAAAGCACAUCACAAUUGGAUAGCAGUCGCUUAUUCACAUUUUGUGACCGGAUACAGAUUAACAGACUCUUGUGGUUGGUAUGUGGUAUUCCAAUCUCCUGUACAAGAGUCGUUGAUAGAGAGAAUAGCGUUGAACGCUAAAACGGGUGGUGGUGGGGCGAAUAACAGUGGAAAUAAUGCUUCGGGCACUGAUGUUAUGCUGGGCAUAGCUAGUGGGUCUCUUGUCCGAUUAUGGGCAUUUUCUACACAUGGGGAGCCUGUUAGAAGAACUUUAAUAGGAACAUUCAACCUAGGCGUGAGGGUGGAACAUCUUUUAUUCGUGGGUCCGCAACUAGUGGCUUUAAGCGGUGCCGGCAGUCGCAGCAAAGCCGGCGUCUGGCACACCAGUACGCAGCACUGGCAGACGCAGGACGUGGCACAUCUCACCACGUACGAUACGGCCGGCUCAUUCUUACUGCUCGGCACUGCCACCGGGGCUAUUAACUAUAUUGAUAUGCAAAAGUUCCCACUGCGUAUGAAAGACAAUGAUCUCCUAGUAACACAACUUUAUAAGGACCCCAAUCAGGAACCCAUCACUGCAAUAUCAGUGUAUCUCACACCAAAAACGAAUCUCUGCGGGAACUGGAUCGAGAUCGCAUACGGCACGCGCUACGGCUCCGUGCGGGUUAUAGUGCAGCACCCCGAGACCGUGGGCCACGGGCCGCAGCUGUUCCAGACCUUCACGGUGCACCAGAGCCCCAUCACCAAGGUAUCCCUAUCCGAGAACUACCUAAUAUCAGUGUGCAGCGAGUACAACCACGUGCGGUCGUGGCGCGUGACGCGCUUCCGCGGCAUGAUCUCCACGCAGCCCGGGACCACGCCCAAGGCUGCCUUCAAGGUGCUGGCGUUGGAAGCGCCUACCGCCCAGCCGCAUAAUGACUGUGGACCAUUCGGUGAACAAGAUGAGGAGCAAAUAUUUAUACAGAAAGUUGUACCUGAUACUGACACGUUAUACGUGCGAUUGGCAUCUAAUGGAAAGAGGGUGUGCACAAUAAGAUCAGUGGAUGGCUCAGCGGUGUCUUGCUUCGUGGUGGCCGAGUGCGAAGGCGCCCUGCGACCAAGGAGGCUGUUGCUAUGCGGCCAUAGAUCAGGCGCGGCGCAGAUGUGGGACCUCACCGCGCCCAUAGACAAGGCAGCUAAGCCAGUGCAGCCUGUGGCUGGAAAUGGAGGCAGCGGAGGUGAAGGCGAGGAAUCUCCAGUACCAGACGGCGGACCCACACCAGACGAGUUAGUGCGACUUUUAUCCGCCUGCGACUUAGACGCGUCGCCCGCGCCGCCGGUACCACAGUCGCCAAAUCGGCCUAUACAAGCACCAUGAAGCUCGACGCUGUGCCACCCGAUACUCAGGCUCUUCUCUGCUCUGCUACACACGUGACGUCACGCGGCGAUUGACCGUGCGACCAGUGACGCGAUGACGCAUGACCACCGGGUUACUCCGAAAAACUUUAUCCGAAGUUUCAAAUGUUGCCAUCCCUCUCACGCAAAGCGCGAUGCCAGCGAAAGCGACGGUGACAGACCUGUAACUACGUAAACAGCGUUUCGGAGUAGCACUGCUGGUGUGCCAAUUAUCUGCUACUUAGUCGUGCAACGGCCACAUGAAAGUUCUAAAACUAAAACUCGCCACACGCGUGUCUUGCGACUAGUUGUAAGAUUAGUCGCGCAACUGGUACGACAAAGCCAGUCCGCUCGACUAAUUAUCUGCCUUAUUAACGUGUAAAAUAUGUAGAACUGUGAUUGGGGGCGCAAUGGCCAGGUUUUACAUAUUGGGGUCAACGACCCCGAUGUGAUGGCUACAGGUCAAUGACCUGGCAUCGUUACAAUUAGUACCGACUGGCAGGUUCUUGCCAUGUUAGACAAAUUUUGGCCAAACUUGCUGUGGCAGGUUCUUGCCAUGUUGGACAAAUGUUUGCCAAACUUGCCGUGGCAGGUUCUUGCCAUGUUGGACAAAUGUUGGCCAAACUUGCCGUUUUUAAAAUGGUAUCUAUGUUUCUGAUAAUGUUAUAAAACUCUUCACAUAUCAGUUGGUCCACUAAUGUAAACGUUUUGAAAGUAUUGAUGUGGACUUUCAAAAUGUUUCAGCCAAACUUCAAUUCAUAACUUUUUAUUCCGUUCUGUAUACGCGUUUCGUUUUGGUCCGUAUAGUAGAUUAUAAAUCGCUUAUUUAUUUAAUGAAAUCGAUUCUGAGACGAGAGGAUAUUAGUUUCAUACGUUAGAUGUACGGAAAACAACUGCACUAAAUGCUUCAUUGCACUUUUUAUUUGUUAUUAUGGUAUACCUAGUUAUAGUUUUAUAAACUUGGGAGUUCUUAAUAUUAUGCAUAAAAAGUUAACGUAAUAUUUUGUUCGUAAUUAGAGAUUGAUAAACUUUGUUUUGUGAUUAAGAUUUUUUCUACAAUCGGAAAGUCUGAUAGCCGACUUUCCUAUGAACGUAAUAUUUUUGUAUGGUUUUUAGAAUUAACGUCAGUUAUGUCUUAUUGGAUUUUAACUUUGAUAUUGUAAACUGCAAUGCCCAUAAGUAUUUUGGCAGCAAUAUUUUAUAUAAAUUACUGUGGGAUUUGAUUCAGUAAUUUGAGAUUUUAACAAUAGAUUAGUAUUAAUAGUGGAGGAAAGCAAUAAAAA